CAGGAACCCCUUUACAUUUUUUACUUACUGAAAAAGUACAAAGGGAAAAAGUAUGAAGAACAAAAAGGCUAGUACUCCCACCAUCCGAUGACAAUCAGUAUUAAUGUUUUAAAGUAUUGUAUUCAAAUUCUUUCCCUAGGCUGUGGGCAGGUGGGGUGGGAGUCUAAGACCUAAAAAUUGAAUUUCAGGUUUAUGGGUGUUCCUAUUAUUUAUUCCAUCAGAAUAAGAGGUCUGGAUGCUUUGGCACCAAGGGGCUCUGGGACACGACAGUGAGGUGAGGGGCCCCAGACCAGUGCUUAAGGACUCGCACUAGACCCAGAGGCAUCACCGGGCUGGGGAGCUGCUACCCAGAGGGGAGAGAGUUUGUAGGUGUCCUUGCCCACAGAAAGCUGAGGGAGGAUGGAAAUGGAUCAGAGGAGAGAAGAGAAAAUAGGGAGGCGAUGCAGGCUCUGACAAAGGGGAUGGAGGGAUGGGGAAGGAAGCCAGAGGACAGAAGAGGAGAGAACUCCUUAAAGAUUAGGAAGCCAUUUCUGAAUCUCCAGCCUUCCAGGUGGGACAGGUGGGACAGCUCCGUCCCCUUCAGGCACCUUAUUCCUGUCCCUCCCAUUGGAGGGGACAGUGCAGGCAAAGGAGCGCAAGUGGGAGGGGGAGACCGGAGGUGAACUUAGGGAAGAGGGGGGUGCCUUUCUUCCCCUGGGACCCAAGGACCAAAGACUGUGCCCUUGAUGGCCAGCCCCGUGCACCUGCUCUGUGCGGCUCUGACCGGGCCCUCCCGCCCCUCCUCCCUCCAGGACUGGCUUUAUGGGUUGAGUGUUUCCUGGGCAGGUGCUCCUUUCCUCGGCCGGCCCCUGCUUAUCAGCUCAUCUACACCCCCCACCUCACCCUUAUCGCUCUUUCCAUCUCCUUAGACUGGAAGUCCCAAGGCUUCGGAGGUCAUUACAGCCCCACACUGCCCAACCCCCAGCAAAGCAGAAAAAUGUCCCACAAGGUGACCCCUCCCCCUGGCCAGCCGGCAUCUCCCCCCUCCCUGGGUGAGAGCAUGUUUCCUCCUGGUCUCAGGCACCUCCUCUUCCUUUCCUUUUUUAUAUUCCUUUCAGUUUUUGUCCUUCUCUAAAGGUUAUUUUGUCCAUCCUUCAAUCUCUAGAGGAGCCCUCUCUUUCUUACAGCAAAAGAAGACAGGCGUCCCUGCUCCUGAAGACCCCCAAGGGGGAGGGUCCCCAGCCUAUCUCCACCCAAGCCUCUCCUCUUUCUAGGUAGAAGGUUCCCCAGAAGCAGCGAGAUCUGACGGCUGAUUUGGACCAGCUCCAGUUUUGCCACCAGCUGUGGGUAAUCACACCUACUUCUCCGUGCUCUGUCUUCUCACUCAGGAAAUACAAAGAGAACCUUCAUCUGGCUCCCAGAUGCACUGAAAGCUCACCUAACUGAUCUGGAAGGACUCAGAGCCAGGAUUCAAACUCGGACCUGCUGAUUGCUGAGCUGGAGGGCUUGGCUUCCGUACUCUCCUGCACCCCAGAGCCUGAAAGGAGAAGGCAUGGGGGCUUCUCCACCCAAGGCAAGAGGACUCUGGAUCCAACUCCAGAAACUUCUGACCUCGCUGGUAGGACAGCAAGACCGGGAUCAGGGUCUGGACGAGGCCUACAUGCUGCAGCAGAAGAGAAUCCGAGAGUCUCCUCUGCUUCGGGCAGCCAAGGAGAAUGACCUGUGUGUCCUGAAGGAGCUUCUGGUGGACCAAACCUGUGACUUUCAGCAACGAGGAGCUCUGGGGGAGACCGCGCUGCACAUAGCCGCCCUCUAUGACAACCUGGAGGCCGCCAUGGUGCUGCUGGAGGCCGCCCCGGAGCUGGUCAAGGAGCCCACCAUAUGUGAGCCAUUUGCAGGUCAGACGGCACUGCACAUAGCCAUCAUGAACCAGAACAUGAACUUGGUGAGAGCCCUGCUUGCCCAUGGGGCCAGCGUGUCUGCAAGAGCUCUAGGCUCAGCUUUCCGCCUCAGUCCCCGCAACCUCAUC
Molecule: messenger RNA, 2008 nt
Organism: Vicugna pacos (alpaca)
Lineage: Eukaryota; Metazoa; Chordata; Mammalia; Artiodactyla; Camelidae
Source: RefSeq, a predicted model, not a curated record